GACGUUGUUGUCCAUCCACACAGAUUUGAGGAAACCGGCAAUUUUUCUCUGUCGCUCCGGGAAACAACCAGAUUUCUUCAUUAAUCCAGUCAAGUUUUUGGAGAUUUUUUUAAACUAUGGAUAAAUUAAAAUCGGUUUUAAGCGGUGAGGAGGCGCGCAGAGACGACCGGACCAUUUUAGAGACUGUGAAUGAAGCGUCGACUCUGGGCUGGGGGACACGUGUGAAGGGAUUCGUCGCCUGUUUCGUGGUGGGGGGCGUGUGCACACUUUUGGGAGUGUGUUGUCUCUUCCUCCCCAGGAUCGGCCUCACACUCUUCAUUGUUUUUUACACUUUUGGAAACAUUUGUACUCUGUGCAGCACCAUGUUUCUGUUGGGGCCGCUGAAGCAGUUGAAAAGGAUGUGUGAUAAAACGAGAGCGCUGGCCACGACGAUUAUGAUUACCUGCCUGGUGUUGACUCUCUGCGCAGCCUUCUGGUGGAAGAACUUUGGACUUGCUUUGUUAUUUUGCAUCCUGCAAGUCCUGGCGUUUGCCUGGUACAGUCUGUCGUACAUCCCGUUUGUCAGGGAGGCGAUACUGAAGCUGGUGUCGGUGUUCAUGAAGUGAGUCGUGUCUCUGAUCGGACGGCUCCGGCUGCAUGAAGUGUUUUUAGAAAGACGACGGUCUCUUACUGAAGUUACUGAUCGGCCUCCUCGUGGUUCUGCUUCAGAGUCCUUAGCCUGCAUUAACUGAGCUGAUAGAUUUUUUUUUUGUAUGUAUAAAUUACUUUUUGACUACAAUUUUAUCAAGUAUGAGCCUGGGUGGGUUUGCAAUAUGUGUAAAUAUUUGUAAUAAAUAUUAAUGAUUUUUUAAAAUGAA
Molecule: messenger RNA, 857 nt
Organism: Plectropomus leopardus (leopard coralgrouper)
Lineage: Eukaryota; Metazoa; Chordata; Actinopteri; Perciformes; Serranidae
Gene: sft2d2a
Product: SFT2 domain containing 2a
Biological process (GO): vesicle-mediated transport
Cellular component (GO): membrane
Source: RefSeq, a predicted model, not a curated record